UAAUGUCGGUCUGUGAAAAAUCGGUUAGUGAGGCGGCAGGGAACGUCAACACCAUGGCUGUGAGUACCGUGUCCGACCGCCUGGCUCAGGAGCAACAGAAGAACCUGGAGGGGUAUGUGGGCUUCGCUAACCUUCCCAACCAAGUGUACAGGAAGUCGGUCAAGAGGGGCUUCGAGUUCACCCUGAUGGUUGUAGGAGAAUCCGGGUUGGGGAAGUCAACGCUGAUCAACUCCCUGUUCCUGACUGACCUCUACUCUCCAGAAUACCCUGGUCCUUCCCACAGAAUUAAGAAGACUGUACAGGUGGAGCAGUCCAAGGUGUUGGUAAAGGAGGGGGGAGUGCAGCUCCUCCUCACCAUAGUGGACACCCCCGGCUUUGGAGAUGCUGUGGACAACAGUAACUGCUGGCAGCCGGUCAUCGAUCACAUUGACAGUAAGUUUGAGGACUACCUGAACGCAGAGUCCCGCGUCAACAGGAGGCAGAUGCCCGACAACAGAGUGCACUGCUGCCUGUACUUCAUCGCCCCCUCUGGCCACGGGCUGAAGCCACUGGACAUCGAGUUCAUGAAACGGUUACAUGAGAAGGUGAACAUCAUCCCUCUCAUCGCCAAAGCCGACACGCUCACCCCCGAGGAGUGCCAGCAGUUCAAGAAGCAGAUCAUGAGAGAAAUCCAGGAGCACAAGAUUAAAAUCUACGAGUUCCCACAGACGGACGAUGAGGAGGAGAACAAGCUGGUCAAGAAGAUCAAGGACCGCUUACCCCUGGCUGUUGUCGGUAGCAACACCAUCAUCGAGGUCAACGGGAAACGGGUUCGAGGAAGGCAGUACCCCUGGGGCGUGGCGGAAGUGGAGAAUGCAGAGCACUGCGACUUCACCAUCCUGCGUGACAUGCUGAUCAGGACCCACAUGCAGGACCUGAAGGACGUGACCAACAACGUCCACUACGAGAACUACCGCAGCAGGAAGCUGGCGGCCGUCACCUACAACGGCGUGGACAACAACAAGAGCAAGGGUCAGCUGACCAAAUUUGACACAGUUGAAGGCAUGAGUCCGCUGGCACAGAUGGAGGAGGAGAGGAGGGAGCAUGUUGCUAAGAUGAAGAAGAUGGAGGCGGAGAUGGAGCAGGUGUUUGAGAUGAAGGUCAAAGAGAAAAUCCAGAAGCUGAAAGACUCUGAGGCCGAGCUGCAGCGGCGUCAUGAGCAGAUGAAGAAGAACCUGGAGGCGCAGCACAAGGAGGUGGAGGAGAAGCGGAGACAGUUUGAGGAGGAGAGGGGCAACUGGGAGGCACAGCAGCGGGUGCUGGAGCAGCAGAAACUCGAUGCCUCCAGGACCUUGGAAAAGAACAAGAAAAAGAAGAUCUUUUCAUAAAUUACAAGAGGACCACCAUAUUAUGAUGUACUAGUUGCCAAUUUGCAAGCCUGGAUGUCAGUCUGUCUUUCGACCAAUAGAAUACCCUGUUUGCCUCAGUACCGCCUGCAUGUGGGAGGACCUUGAGCAGCGCAGUCGAUGGCCUGAGGAUGUGAUUGGUGGGGAGGAGUGGGUGGGGUUUAUCCUCAGGAAAAUGUCCGUCACAGACGGUCUGUACCCAGAAGCGCUGCACUCUGUCCUCUCUCUCUCUUCUUCUUCUUUAGCCCUGUGUCUCCUCUCAAGGACUGAGAUCCACUGAUUAUGCAGAAAAAAGGUCUCCCUCUUGUACAAUCACAUUUUGGUGGUCAGUUCAUUCUCACACACAUAAACAUGCACACGCACGCACACACACGCAGACACACGCACGCACACACACACACACACACACACACACACGCACACACACAUACAAAAGCAAACAUACAACCUGCUCUUCCAUCAGGUCAAAAAAGGUUUCUCCGUAACAAUAAGCCAUCAUGUGUGCCCAUCCUAUGCUGGGUGCUGUCAGAUAUCGCAUGAGACCAACAUGAGACAGACGUGAGAUCGAAGUGAGACGUCUCGCUGAGCAGGAUUCUGAGAGGCUCGGGCUCAGAAAGCUCCAGGGCAGAGAUUUCGCCAGUCAAAACUUACUGAUUCAGAUGCACCUCAGACAGGUUUUUUUUUUUUUAAAAAAGUAAUAUUUGUUUAUCGCUUAAUUUCCCCUUCUUCCAUUUCUUGUAAUUUAAAUUAUCUAGCCAUGGACUGGCAUGUAUAACUUUUCUCCAUGUAACAUUUUGUUUAGGUUAUAAUUAUUAUUAUUUUUGUUUUGUUUUUGUUUUUCAUAUAUUGGCCAUGCUAAUCUUUUGUAUGUUAGGUAGCUGUGCAGAGGAAUGUGUUUGCUGGCCGGGGCAGGUCCUGGUGCUCUGUCCCUCGCAGCGAGUCGGCAGCCAGCAGCUGUUUCUCCGCCGCUCUGCUGCGGCUCGGGGGAAGGAGCUCCAGCCGGCCGCCCCCCCCCACCACAUCUAGCUUCAUUCAUGUACUG
Molecule: messenger RNA, 2427 nt
Organism: Megalops cyprinoides (Indo-Pacific tarpon)
Lineage: Eukaryota; Metazoa; Chordata; Actinopteri; Elopiformes; Megalopidae
Product: septin-7-like
Exons: 15
Coding region: 3-1367 (454 amino acids)
Biological process (GO): cytoskeleton-dependent cytokinesis; cilium assembly
Cellular component (GO): cell division site; septin complex; septin ring
Molecular function (GO): GTP binding; GTPase activity; molecular adaptor activity
Source: RefSeq, a predicted model, not a curated record